This is a messenger RNA of Microsporum canis CBS 113480, 7272 nucleotides long. RefSeq names its product tho2 protein. Gene Ontology annotation, molecular function: mRNA binding. Gene Ontology annotation, cellular component: THO complex part of transcription export complex. The record is from RefSeq and is a predicted model, not a curated record. Gene Ontology annotation, biological process: mRNA export from nucleus; mRNA processing. The coding region runs from base 1 to 7272 and encodes 2423 amino acids. The transcript has 3 exons. NCBI's taxonomy places the organism in Eukaryota, Fungi, Ascomycota, Eurotiomycetes, Onygenales, Arthrodermataceae.
AUGCUAUGUGAGGCUAACGUGAAAUGCGACUUUCCAGCUCUAAGCCAAAGAUUUCCCGACCUCUCUACUGGCUCGACAGGCGCAGAGCACAGGAAGCCCGUCAUGGCUCCUGUUGCAGGUAAUAAACGGAAGAGAGGUGAUCGAACCUGGUCUGGCGACUCAUCAAACGAUAAUCCUCGACCUUCUCCGCAUCGUCCAAGCAAUUUGAAUCUAGCUCAACAGCAACAGCAACAUCAAGGCAGAGACGGCCAGGAGGGUCGCGGGAGAGGUGGUGGCCGGAGAUCCAGCCGAGGUGGCAGAAAUACCAGAAGAGGGAGCGAUAGCGCACAUGUUCUACAGCAGCAGCUACGAGAUAGCCCUGCUCCUGCGAAGCCUGUCCCCGCAUCGAACGGCCAUGAAGCAGAGCAAACCAAACCGAAUGGCGUACCGGUCACCCAGUCUCCUAUUAUGCCGGUGGAAGUACAACACCAGACUGCUCUAACGAAAAAGCCCUCAUACUGCUAUGAGUAUGUUUCCAAUGAUGGCAUUGCGAACUGGGUUGGGGCCGGGCGGCCAGCUAUGGUGGAGAUUGGGACAAAAGCUCGAACGGCAGGCGACUUUCUCACUCUGUCUUCAGUAUUCCAAGAACUCGUCCAGUUGGCACUCGAGGGCCGUGCAUCGCCUCACGACCUGGGAAGCACAGUGCGUGUUAUUAUCGGUGACACUGAGAACAUAGAGUCAACUCUAGAUCCACGAUCUAUAUUCCUUGAUACCCUUUCUAUCCUAACCGAAACAGAACCAUCUAAUCCUAACCUUCGCCCCUUUAUCUUUGCAACAGGUAUCCCUUCUGAUAUCAUGCGGGUUCAGUUGGAAACCCCUCUUCUUCAAUCCCUUGGUUUGAUCCGUGACACUUUCGCCCCUUGGUCGACAACCUAUCUCCGAGAGGAACAGCGCAAGUGUAUAUCUGCAGCUGAAGGAGACACCGUAAACGACGAUGGUGAGACGAAAAAAUGGAUCGAACAAACGGGUACGCUGCCACCAAAAGGCAAUCGAGUAGCAGCGCAACUUCUCGGCUUCAAACUUCGAUAUUACUCCUCAGGUGCACGGAACCCAUCAGAUGUCCUUCCAGAUAAUCUAAUAUACCUCGCUGCACUCCUCAUUAAAGUUGGAUUUAUCUCUCUACGUGAUCUAUAUCCCCAUCUUUGGCGGCCAGAUGAAUCCAUGGAUGCCUUGAAAGAAGAGAAGAUGAAGGAAAAAGCGGAGAGGGAGGCAGCUGCUCGUCAUGGAGGAGCUGUCAAUGCCUUAAUGACAGCUGGUGCGCUCGUUGAUGACACUUUGCCGCCACCUCCUCGAAUUAGGGAGCCAGAAGCGCGACCUUCAACCCCUUCGCGAGACCAUGAUCAUGACCAUGAUAAGUCGGGAGCCCCCAAGGUGGAGGAUAAGGAACAGCUACCUGAGCCAGCUGAUCAAAAGGUUCUUCUCUUGAAAAGCCUGCUUGCCAUCGGGGCUCUCCCAGAAUCCUUAUAUAUCCUUGGAAAAUUUCCAUGGCUUCUGGACGCUUAUCCCGAGCUCCUUGAAUUUAUCCACCGUAUUAUUCACCAUUGCUUGAGCAAAGUGUACAACAGUGUCCGACCACUGGCCGAACGAGAAGAACUCAAGAGCCGAAAAAAGAUCGUCAGUACAGAUCAAUCAAUCACAUUGUCGGGUAAGAUUCGACUUGGAGAUCCAGCCCCACGACGCAUUCUUCGCUGGGCACAGUUAGACAAAGAAGACACCAAUGAUGGCACCGACUAUCGCUUCUACUGGGAUGAUUGGGCGGACAAUAUCCCGAUCUGCCAGGCUGUUGACGAUGUAAUCGCUCUUUGCGGUUCAUUCUUGAAUCUUUCUGGCGUAAAAAUUGGUAACGAUCCCAGUUUGCUCACAAAACUUGCUCGCAUCGGCAACCAUAGCAUGAAGAACGAUCCGUCCGAGUUUAAUAAUGCCCGUUGGAAAGACCUUUGCAAGCGUUUGCUUGUUCCCGCUCUCAGUUUAACAAAAGUUAAUCCCGGUGUAGUCAAUGAAAUAUUUGAACUGCUGCAGCAUUUCCCUCAGGAUGUCCGAUUUUCAAUCUAUGCGGAAUGGAAUCUCGGGCAAGUCUCCAGAAUACCAGACAUAAAAUCAGCCUUCGACCUAGCUCGCGCCCAAACGAAAGACUCUUUGAAACGGUUAAGCAAGACGAAUCUCCGGCCGAUGGCUAGGACACUGGCUAAGAUUGCAUAUGCAAACCCUGGGAUAGUAAUCAACGUUGCCAUCAGCCAGAUUGAGUCCUACGAAAAUUUAAUCGAGGUUAUCGUCGAAUGCGCGCGAUAUUUUACAUUCCUAGGCUAUGACAUUUUAACCUGGGCAUUAGUGAAUUCACUAGGGCAAAAAGGACGAAGUAGGAUGCAAGCCAGCGGUCUGCUUGCAAGCCGAUGGUUAAAUUCUUUGGCCACCUUCGCCGGUAGAGUCUUUAAACGAUACUCCAGUAUUAUGAACCCCAUCCCGGUUUUACAGUAUGUCAGUGACCAGUUACGCCAAAACAACUCUACGGACCUCCUCGUGCUUGAACAGCUCAUCAGCUCAAUGGGUGGCAUUGUUACUGACAAUAGUUUUAACGAUGCUCAACUCCAAGCAAUGGCAGGAGGAGAAGUCCUACAAUCCCAGACGAUGCUCCAGUUAUUGGACAAGCGACACGAGUGUAAAACGACCUCAAAGAGGCUUAUGAAAUCGCUGUCUGACUCUAACUUAGCCGGAUUGCUUCUUGUGGCAAUGGCACAAGAACGGGUUACCUGUAUCUUCAAAGAGUCAGAAUCCGAGGCGGAAUUAAAACUACUGGGUAAUAUAUUUGACGAAACCCAUCGUGUCUUGACACAAUACUUGGACCUCCUGCGAUCUAACUUCACGGUUGACGAAUUCAAUUCUUAUGUCCCCGAUGUCGUGUCCCUGAUCAGUGAGUUUGGAUUACAGCCCGAGGUGGCAUUUUGGAUAUCUCGCCCAAGCAUCGCCCAACGUAUCGCUGAUACAAAUAAACAAAUACAAGAAGCUUCAGUGAAGAAAGGAGGACUGGAAACUUCUAUGCCGGAAAAAGGCGCCAACAGUGACAUCGAAAUGGGUGAAGAUAAAGAUGUCGCUGAGCCAACCGAGCAAGAAGGGGCCAUGACUGUGGAUAGCCAAGUUUCGAGCGAUGAGGUCAAAACCAUACCGGAGUCAAGCUCGCUGGAUCCUAUCAAUUCUGAGAAAACAGCUACUGCGGUGUCACCGUUCAACCCAGUUGUCCAGGAACUGAUGGAGAGGAUGAAAGCAUCCGCCCCCGAGUCCCUUUGGGAGGUUGUCGGCCUACCAUUUUAUAUCACAUUUUGGCAGCUUUCGUUAUACGACAUCUACGUGCCCCAAAAAUCCUACGAGGACGAAACGGAACGUCUAAAGAAGCGAGUCAUUGCUCUUUCUCACGACAGAAUGGACAUGAGCUCGGCUGGUGCCCAACGCAGAGAAAGGGAGAAGAGGCAAAUUAACGAACUUCACGACCAAAUCCUAGACGAGAACAAACGACACAUCAGAGCCUACGGACAGACUCGUGCAAGAUUGCAAAAGGAAAAAAGCCAAUGGUUUGUUGGGAUGCGUGUAAAACACGAGCCUCUAAAUAUUGCACUUAUGCAGCAAUGUUUCCUUCCCCGUACCCUGCUUUCUCCUAUUGACGCCUUUUACAGUUUUAAAAUGCUUAAAUAUCUUCAUUCAUCUGGCACUCCCAAUUUCCGAACGGUGGGGUUAUUGGACCAACUGUUCCGGGAUCAACGUUUGACCAGCAUAAUAUUCCAAUGCACCUCCAAAGAGGCAGAUAACUUUGGCCGUUUUCUCCAUGAGCUUCUACGCGACCUCAGUAGAUGGCAUGCAGACAAGGCUGUAUAUGAAAAGGAGGCAUUCGGAGCCAAACGUGAUCUUCCUGGCUUUGCUAGAACCAUGGACCCUGAGGGGAAGCCUACAACAUUCUUGGACUAUGAGGACUUCCGGCGCAUCUUAUAUAAGUGGCACAGACAGCUCAGUGCAUCCCUCAAAACAUGUUUGACUGGAGGCGAGUAUAUGCAUAUUCGAAAUGCAAUCAGCGUUCUGAAAGCCGUCAUACAAUACUUCCCGGCAGUCAACUGGAUAGGCCGGGAUAUGCAAAACUGCGUGGCUGCCUUGACAAAUUCCGAUCCUCGAGAUGACAUCAAAAUACCUUCGGCUACCUUAGUUGGAGAUUUAAGCAGGAGGGAGAAAAAAUGGCUCCUCCCGCAAGCAUUCACCAUUUUGAACCCAGCGGCCGCGAGCGGAGAAACUGGUAGCAACACGCCAAAGAAUGAAGCCGGACUAGAAGAUAAGACUUCUAGUGGUAAGCCACGGACACCGCAAGCUUCGUCAGUAACGCCUAAACCCCUAAAUGCAAAUGCGCCGGAGUUUCAACCAACUGCUGCAGCCAUCAAAACAAAUGGAACAACGACUUCUCCCACCACUGGCCGGUUAGAGGUCGAGGAUGGUGAGAUCGAAGACGCAAAGAAAGAAGAGGCAAAAGUGAUGGAAGAAUCUGCCAAAACUGACUCUACUAACCGUGCUACACCACUAUCAACACCAACUAUCCAGGCAGGCACAGCAGACGAAACAACAGCGGAUCACAAUGACCAGCCCCAAUCCGCUCAAGUGGCUGAAUCCCCAGUACCUCAGGAUAACCGUAGCACCACACCCGUACCUAGCAAAGAGGAACCCCGUCCUCGAGAUGCAGGUAAUGAUAUGUCUCCUCAAACAGCUUCCGGCGCUGGAACCAGGACACCUUCGGAAUCAUCUCAUCUAUCUAAUACCUCCCGACGCAUAGAAGUUGAUCGGCACGGCAACAGUAAUACGGGGCUUCGACCGUCUGCUAGCCUUCCAAAUAAACCAGAUCUUCCUCGUCAGUAUAGGCACUCUGACAUGAGAACGCCCGGUGUACGACCAACUGAUAUGUCUGGAGACCGACGAGAUGGCCGGGAUCACAAGUAUCCCGAACAGGGCCGGCUUUCUAGAUACGGGCCGCAUGAUCAUGACAGAUUGACUGACCAUCCGAACGUAAUGGAAUCGCGUGGCUUUGGCCGGCUUUCGGAGAAGGACAUGGCGCGAAGACCAUACCCAGAAGAUCACAUCGGACGGCCAACUCAUAUGCGAGAUCCCAUAGGCCCUCGGGAUCAAGAAUGGAGGGAACGGCAUAGUCGUGGCAGGCUUAAUCCCCCUGAUCAUCUAAAUCAGAGGCCGGAUCAGCCUCGGUCUCUGCGAGACGAGGAAAGUAACGCUUCCCGUCAUGCUAAUAUGCAACAUCCACACGAAUACCCGCACCGUCCUGCAAGGCCACAGAGAGAGGACAGGAGACCGCCACAUGGCUCACGCCCUCCAACCCCAUCUCAACAAGAGGAGCACCGCCCAUCAUCUUCUCGAAUGGAUAGACACGAUGAACGAGAUGACAGAAAUACACCAGGCCGUCUCGCACCGCCGGGCGCUUCUCGCCAUGAUGAGUUACCCAGCGGCCCUCGCGGAAAUCGCCCUUCGCAUGCAAAUCCUCCAGAUAACCGCUUGUCUCAGGAUCACCAGCGAGAUGGGAGAAUGAGCCAUCUACCGCCCCCUGACCCUACCUAUGGCCGGUUAAAUCAAGACUCACGAUUCCCUCCUGGGCGUUCUCAGGAAGCUUUUGAACGUAAUCCUGAUAUCCCAUCAGGCCCAAGACGGAACCAGCCUGGCCGUGGCGGCAGAUCGGUUUCGGCCUCAGGCCCUCAUGCAUCUUCAUCAGCUAGCGUGGCCAACCCUGAUCGUCAACCCCCUACAGGGCCAGCAAGCUGGACUGGCCAACGGGGUCAAUCCCACCAGGACCGACCUUCUCAAGGGGUUAGUGCUUCCGAGGACAGCAACGCAAACCUCAACACUAUGGAUACGUCUGGAAUCCAUCCAGACCGGCUCAAAGCCAUGCAAGACCCAAAUGAACGCGGUUACAGAUCCAGUGGAACACCGUCCCAGCAACAGGGAGCACCUCAGCCCCCUCCUCCACCUCCACCUCCUAUUGUCCCUCCAUCAGGUCCCCGAGGUGGUGCCCACGGCCCACCAAGUGCGUCUCCAACCACCCGCCAUCGGCCUUCUGGUAUGCCAUUACCUGGAGAAGGCGGGCGAGGGGAUAAAAGAUUUGCCGGGCUUAAUAAUAUGCUGCAGCAAUCCUCAACCGGCACAGGUGACAAGCCUGGCCUUGGCCAGAUAAACCGAGUCAGAGGUUCAAACAGACAAAGUGGCUCUGUCAGUGGGCCAUCGCCUCAGUCAGGAAGGCCGCAGCCUCCAAAUGAUGCUGGUUCCGCUACCAGUAACACCGGAAGGUCGGAGCUGUUCCCACCACGCUCUAACGGUGCACUGCCCGAAGAAGAGAGCCGCAGGCCGGGCCGGUCUAGUCGCCGAAGCGAAAUCAUAGAUGAAGCAUCAAGCUCUAGACGAUCUCCGCAUUCAACGACCUCCGGUCCUCAUACCCCGGAUCGUCCCAAUGACAGGGCCGGUGAUCGUGAAAGGGAGCGUGAACGCCGAACGGGUGAAGACAGUUCGAGAGCCAAAGAUAGCAAGAAGGAUGACCGCCGGGACCGCCCACGGGAGCGAGACCGUGGUCGUGAUAGGGGUCGAGUUGAUGAAGUUGCUGAGCGCGACGACGCCAGGGGCUCUCGCGAUUCUUCUUCUCGUAGAAGCGGCCACAGUUCAGGGGCAAAUACUACCGAAGUGACACCAACAAGCAGUCGUAGACGAGACAAGCGAGAACGAGAUGAAGGGCGUGGUUCUGGAAGUGGUGGCAGCGGCGGUAAAGGAAUUCUGCUUCCGCCUCCACCGCCGCCGCCACCCCCCAUGGACAGACCACUUGACAGAUGGGGCGGUGCAGGACCUGGACGCAGUGAUGACAGGCUGAGAGACCGUGGUGACCGUGAUCGUGAGAGGGGAGGAGACCGUGACAAGGAGAGAGACCGGGGCGAUAGGGGUCGAGACCGUGAUAGGGAGCGCGGCCGGGACAGGAGAGAUGGCCCAAACGUAGGGCCAGAAGGGAGAGGGCCGCCUCUAACUCCGACAAGUGGCCCUGGGGGCAGUGCUGGAAACACAGGCAACAAUACCUGGCCUCGAAAGAGAGGCAGACCACACGGCAUUGGGGGGGACGAGGGCCAUGAACAUUCACCAAACAUGGGUGGUCCUAUGAGGCCAGGACCAGGGCCAGGGCCAGGGCCAGGGCCAGGCAGCGAAAACAAGCGCCAGAGACGUUGA